Messenger RNA from Fundulus heteroclitus (mummichog), 4153 nucleotides. RefSeq names its product NACHT, LRR and PYD domains-containing protein 12-like. Gene Ontology annotation, molecular function: protein binding. The coding region runs from base 35 to 4153 and encodes 1372 amino acids. The record is from RefSeq and is a predicted model, not a curated record. The transcript is spliced from 14 exons. Lineage: Eukaryota; Metazoa; Chordata; Actinopteri; Cyprinodontiformes; Fundulidae.
GGAGUGAACACUAUGGACCGGCGACGAGAACAGGAUGAGAGUGGACCAGCAGAACUCAGAGGUUCCCAGAGGUCCAUCUGCCCAGCAGCAUCAAACCCACCUGGACUCCAUAUUUAUGCUGCUGGAGGACAACAUUGUCACUUUUGUGAAGAAGGAGCUGAAGAAGAUCCAGAAGGUUCUGAGUCCAGAUGACCCAGACUGCUCAGAGAGUCAGAGAGAUGAUGAGGAGGUGCUGGAAGGUGAGGAUGAAGAGCAGAGAAGGAGCAGCAGAGAGGCACUGAUGAAGAUCACUCUGAACUUCCUGAGGAGAAUGAAGCAGGAGGAGCUGGCUGACCGUCUGCAGAGCAAACAUUUUGCUGCCGUUUGUCAACCUAAACUUAAAUCUGGUCUGAAGAAGAAGUUCCAGUGUGUGUUUGAGGGGAUCGCUAAAGCAGGAAGUCCAACCCUUCUGAACCAGAUCUACACAGAGCUCUACAUCACAGAGGGAGGGACUGGAGAGGUCAAUGAUGAACAUGAGGUCAGACAGAUUGAAACAGCAUCCAGGAAACCACACAGACCAGAAACAACCAUCAGACAAGAAGACAUCUUUAAAGUCCCACCUGGAAGAGAUCAACCAAUCAGAACAGUGAUGACAAAGGGAGUGGCUGGCAUUGGGAAAACAGUCUUAACCCAGAAGUUCACUCUGGACUGGGCUGAAGGCAAAGCCCACCAGAACAUCCACUUCAUAUUUCCAUUCACCUUCAGAGAGCUGAAUGUGCUGAAAGAGAAAAAGUUCAGCUUGGUGGACCUUGUUCAUCACUUCUUUACUGAAACCAAAGAAAUCUGCAGCUUUGAACACUUCCAGGUUCUGUUCAUCUUUGAUGGUCUGGAUGAGAGUCGACUUCCUCUGGACUUCCAGAACCAGGAGAUCCUGACUGAUGCUACAGAGUCCACCUCAGUGGAUGUUCUGCUGACAAACCUCAUCAGGGGGAAACUGCUUCCCUCUGCUCGCCUCUGGAUAACCACACGACCUGCAGCAGCCAAUCAGAUCCCUCCUGAGUGUGUUGGCAUGGUGACAGAGGUCAGAGGGUUCACUGACCCACAGAAGGAGGAGUACUUCAGAAAGAGAUGCAGAGAUGAGGAGCAGGCCAGGAGGAUCAUCUCCCACAUGAAGACAUCAAGAAGCCUCCACAUCAUGUGCCACAUCCCAGUCUUCUGCUGGAUCACUGCUACAGUUCUGGAGGACGUGUUGGAGACCAGAGAGGGAGGAGAGCUGCCCAGCACCCUGACUGAGAUGUACAUCCACUUCCUGGUGGUUCAUACCAAAGUGAAGAAGGUCAAGUAUAAUGGAGGAGCUGAAACAGAUCCACACUGGAGUCCAGAGAGCAGGAAGAUGAUUGAGUCUCUGGGAAAACUGGCUUUUAAUCAGCUGCAGAAAGGAAACCUGAUCUUCUAUGAAUCAGACCUGACAGAGUGUGGCAUCGAUAUCAGAGCAGCCUCAGUGUACUCAGGAGUGUUCACACAGAUCUUUAGAGAGGAGAGAGGGCUGUACCAGGACAAGGUGUUCUGCUUCGUCCAUCUGAGUGUUCAGGAGUUUCUGGCUGCUCUUCAUGUUCAUCUUACCUUCAUCAACUCUGGUGUAAACCUGAUGGAUGAAACACAAUCAAUAUCUAAGAGGAUUUUAGGCCUCCUAUUUUUUAGGAGGCCUAAAUUGAAGUUUCAUCAGAGAGCUGUUGAUCAGGCCUUACAGAGUCCAAAUGGAUACCUGGACUUGUUCCUCCGGUUCCUCCUGGGACUUUCACUGCUGACCAAUCAGAGACUCCUACAAGGUCUGCUGACACAGACAGGAAGUAGCUCACAGACCAAUCAGGAAACAGUUCAGUACAUCAAGGAGCAGAUCAGUGAGAAUGUGUCUGCAGAGAAAAGCAUCAAUCUGUUCCACUGUCUGAAUGAACUGAAGGAUCGUUCUCUAGUGGAGGAGCUCCAACAGUCUCUGAGUUCAGGAAGUCUCUCUUCAGAUAAACUGUCUCCUGCUCAGUGGUCAGCUCUGGGUUUCAUCUUAGUGUCAUCAGCAGAAGAUCUGGAUGUGUUUGACCUGAAGAAAUACUCUGCUUCAGAGGAGGUUCUCCUGAGGCUGCUGCCAGUGGUUAAAGCCUCCAACAAAGCUCUACUGAGUGGCUGUAACCUCUCAGAGAGAAGCUGUGAAGCUCUGUCCUCAGUUCUCAGCUCCCAGUCCUCCAGUCUCAGAGAACUGGACCUGAGUAACAACAACCUGCAGGAUUCAGGAGUGAAGCUUCUCUCUCAUGGACUGGAGAGUCCACACUGCAGACUGCAGUCUCUCAGUCUGAGUGGCUGUAACCUCUCAGAGAAAAGCUGUGAAGCUCUGUCCUCAGUUCUCAGCUCCCAGUCCUCCAGUCUCAGAGAACUGGACCUGAGUAACAACAACCUGCAGGAUUCAGGAGUGAAGCUUCUCUCUGCUGGACUGGAGAGUCCAAACUGCAGACUGGAAACUCUCAGCUUGUCAGGCUGUCUGGUCUCAGACGACGGCUGUGCUUCUCUGGCUUCGGCUCUGACCUCCAACCCCGCCCAUCUGAAAGAGUUGGACCUGAGCUACAAUCAUCCAGGAGACUCUGGAGUAAAGCUGCUGUCGGCUGGACUGAAGGAUCCACCCUGGAGACUGGAAACUCUUGGACUGAGUGGCUGUGAACUCUCAGAGAGAAGCUGUGAAGCUCUGUCCUCAGUUCUCAGCUCCCAGUCCUCCAGUCUCAGAGAACUGGACCUGAGUAACAACAACCUGCAGGAUUCAGGAGUGAAGCUUCUCUCUGCUGGACUGGAGAGUCCAAACUGCAAACUGGAAACUCUCAACUUGUCAGGCUGUCUGGUCUCAAAGGAAGGCUGUGCUUCUCUGAUCUCAGCUCUGAGGUCCAACCCCUCCUGUUUGAAAAAGUUGGACCUGAGCUACAAUCAUCCAGGAGACUCAGGUGUAAAGCUGCUGUCGGCUGGACUGAGGGAUCCACUCUGGAGACUGGAAGCUCUCAGGGUGGAGCCUGCUGGAGAACGAUGGUUGACACCAGGUCUGAGGAAGUAUUCCUGUCAACUCACAAUCGACACAAACACAGUGAACAGAGAACUCAAACUAUCUGAAGACAACAGGACGGUGACAUAUGUGAAGGAGCUUCAGUCAUAUUCUGAUCAUGGUGAAAGAUUUGGUGUUCCUCAGCUGCUGUGUAGAACUGGUCUGACUGGUCGCUGUUACUGGGAGGUCGAGUGGAGAGGAGAUGUUUAUAUAUCAGUGAGUUACAGAAGAAUCAAGAGGAAAGGAGGUAGUGAAGACUGUUGGUUUGGACUCAAUGAUCAUUCCUGGACUCUGAGCUGCUUUGAUGAUGGUUACUCUGUCUGGCACAAUAACAGCCGGACACCCAUCUCCUCCUCCUCCUCCUCCUCCUCCUCCUCCUCCGUCACCAACAGAGUAGCAGUGUAUGUGGACCAUCCUGCUGGCAUCAUCUCCUUCUACAGAGUCUCCUCUGACUCACUGAUCCACCUCCAUACCUUCAACACCACAUUCACUGAACAUCUGCUUCCUGGCUUUGGGUUCUGGUCCAGUUCUGGUUCCUCAGUGUUUUUGUGCAGAAUUGAGUCUAGAGAGUCUCCUCCUGUCAGAGAAAGCCUCUCCCUGUGGAUGGAAAAUUACAGCUUGGGUUCUGAAGUCACCUCUGACCUAGCUAAAACAUGUGAGCAGCUGCAAAACGGAGGACACGAGAAGUGCCUGCUAUUGGCUCAACUCUUCCCUUGUCUGCCAAGGUGUUCGGUGUUGGGCAAGUGGGCGGAGCCCACACACCUGCGGACGGUUGAGCAGCACCAGACUUCUCCAUUAAACAGCACACUGACAGCGGGAAGAUGCCAGAGUGUUACCAUCGUGGUUCCCCUGUGCUUCCGACAUCCUCCUCCUGUAUCAAACACCUCCAAGUCCUUCACUCGUGUCAGCUACUCACCUGAGCUCCUCUGGGUUCCUCUUGAGUCAAUUCCUCAUCCACGGAUCCUGCCUCCUUCGGACAUCUACUCGUCUCUCCCGCUGUCCUGGAUCCUCGGAUUCUCCGGUGCUGCUCGGACCCGUUCUCGCCCCCACUCUCUGGUCUCUCGGACACCUGUGGUUCCACCACCAACCAAGCACUGA